Arabis nemorensis is the source of this 255-nucleotide messenger RNA. The record is from the annotation of a GenBank genome assembly. NCBI's taxonomy places the organism in Eukaryota, Viridiplantae, Streptophyta, Magnoliopsida, Brassicales, Brassicaceae.
AUGGGACCGAAUGAAGUCAUCGAAAGGGGGCAAAAGGCGGCGGAAGAGGCAGGUUCGGCGGGUCAAAUGGAGCAGCAUGAGAGAAACUCCGAGGGCGAGAGGGGGAGGACGGUGGGGGGCGGUGGGGAAGACGGUGGUGGAGGUGGAACCGGCGGAUCCGGAUCUGGGGAUCCAGGGGAUCCGGUGGUUCCAGCCGGCGAAGAGAGGAUAGUAGUGCCGGCGGGGUCUUCCCCUUACGUUCACCGAGGCGGCUGA